AAUACAACUAUACAAAUAAGGUAAAAAUUGAUGCACGAACUAUAACAAGCACAAGUUGCUUGUUUGUUUAUUUAAAGAAAAUGUGCGAGUGUGAAGACUAGUAAUUACUAAAUAUCAGUACUGCUGCUGUGACUGCAGUUGUCUCUGCGAUAACCAUGAAGCUAAUGUGGGGGCAGCUGUUCCCUCUCGCAGCUGCUCUGUCCCGAUAUCCCACAUCCAUCGACUGUUUUUGGAUCUUAUAUAAUAUCCCAAACUAAUUAGGAGUUAUUUUACCUGCUAUUACAUCUGGACACCAACUGCAUGCGGCACUGUCCCUGAUUUGAACAUAUGCGCGUUUCAGCACGAAACAUUUGAAGAACAUUGACAGCAAACUCACCGGUGCCUAUCACUUCCGGUUUGUUGCCAAGACAACGGUUGCACGCCUCCUCUAAACUCAAAGUCACAACAAACGCUCUUUCCUAAUGGAAGCUUAAACGUUUUUUUUUUGUCGCAAUCACGCAGCUUUUUUGUCGUUUUUGCUCCGAUUUGGGAUACUCAUAUAACUAUGAGUCAACGACAGAUUUUGCAAGUGUUUGAGCAGUACCAGAAGGCAAGAACACAAUUUGUGCAAACUGUAGCAGAUCUUGCAGCAAGACCACAAAAUACUGAAACACUUCAAAAUGCUGGUGUAAUGUCCCUUUUGAGGCCUCUCCUUUUGGAUGCAGUCCCAACUAUUCAGCAGACAGCAGCUCUGGCUCUCGGAAGGCUUGCCAACUAUAACGAUGACCUGGCUGAGGCUGUAGUAAAGGGAGACAUUCUUCCUCAGCUUGUGUACUCCCUGGCUGAGCAAAACACACAGCGUUUCUAUAAGAAAGCUGCAGCAUUUGUGCUUCGGGCUGUUGCUAAGCACUCCCCUGAACUGGCCCAGGCCGUGGUGGACUGUGGAGCACUGGACGCGCUUGUCAUCUCCCUGGAGGAGUUUGACCCUGGGGUCAAAGAGGCUGCUGCAUGGGCAAUAAGCUACAUUGCCAGACAUAAUGCACAGCUGUCUCAGGCAGUGGUUGAUGCUGGAGUUGUGCCUCUGCUCGUGCUAUGCAUCCAGGAACCUGAAAUUGCCCUGAAGAGGGUUGCAGCUUCCGCUCUGAGUGACAUAGCCAAACACUCCCCAGAGCUGGCUCAAACCGUGGUGGACACUGGGGCAAUCGCCCACCUAGCACAGAUGAUCCUAAACCCAGAUGCCAAAUUGAAGAGGCAGGUUUUUUCAGCUCUCAGCCAAAUCGCCAAGCACUCCGUAGACGUAGCCGAGAUGGUGGUGGAGGCCGAGAUAUUCCCCGCUGCAUUGGUUUGCCUAAAGGACCCGGAUGAAUAUGUUCGGAAGAAUGUUGCCACUCUUAUUCGGGAAAUCACAAAACACAACCCUGAGCUGUCCCAGAUAAUAGUGAAUGUGGGGGGCGUAGCAGCUGUGAUUGACUACCUCGGGGACUCCAAAGGGAAUGUACGCCUGCCGGGGAUCAUGAUGCUGGGCUAUGUGGCUACACACUCCGAGAACUUAGCCAUGGCUGUGAUUGUAUCUAAAGGAGUGCCACAGUUGGCUAUCUGUCUGGAGGAAGAGCAAGAAGAUCACAUCAAAGCAGCAACAGCUUGGGCAUUUGGCCAAAUCGGCCGACACACACCCGAGCAUGCAAAAGCUGUUGCUGUGGCCAAUGUGUUCCCUAAACUCCUAAAUCUCUAUUUGGACACUGAAAGUGCUGAAGAUCUGCAGGUCAAGGCCAAGAAGGCACUGAAGAGCAUCCUUCAGAAGUGCACUUAUCUACCAGCACUGGAGCCUCUUCUCUAUGAAGCUCCCAGCAACAUUCUUAAACAUGUCAUCUGCCAGUUCAGUAAGGUUCUUCCUCAUGACAGUAAGGCACGUCGCUUGUUUGUUACCAGUGGCGGUCUGAAGAAAGUACAGGAGAUCAAAGCAGAACCUGGUUCUGCAAUUCAGGAAUAUAUCAAUGCAAUCAACAACUGCUACCCUGAAGAGAUUGUCAGGUAUUAUUCUCCUGGUUACUCUGAGACCUUGCUGGAAAGGGUUGACAACUAUCAGCCAGUGUGAUUUUCUUCACUGAAACACUUGUGGAUGCCUUUUUAAAAGCUGUGAAAAGGGAAAAUUUACCAUACUAUUGAUAACAUCUGUAACAUCUUAUGUAAAAAAAACUAAAAAAAAAAAACUAUUAAAAUGUAUGUAUGCUAGCAUUUUGAUUUAGCUUUGAUGUCUUAACUUGUUUCAUGUUUAGAAGCAGGCUGGAAAAAAAACAGGAUAAAACAUAUCAGCGAAGUAGUAGCUAAAUAUCAUACCGUUCAUGAGAACCGGCCAUAUUGCCGAUGUGUUGCUUCGUCAAUUCGUCAAGACAUCUCCCCAUAGCAUAUUUUCAUCCUCUUCUACAAUCCACCCUUCAUUCCCAACAACUCACCACAAGGUCGUGCAGCAUUGCUGUCAUCGUUAUCGCUUCACGGAGCAAAGAGCAGACCGCUCAGUUUCACACUGCUGUGGGCUACUGGCAACAUGAACCUCGCAACACGAAGCUCCUCGAACCAAAGGGACUUAAUACCCUUGUCUCAUACACAUCACAGGGUUCAGUACACGGGUGAACGUUGCCUCCAUGUCUCCACUGGCGCUGAAGCUUGUUUAGAAUUUGACCCCAUGAAAAUGCGAAAAUAAAAGAUUGCAAAUGUCUCAAGGUUCUUAACAGAGGACUCGCACAAUUAUAAUUAUGCCUAUACAAUUUAGAAUAUUUAAGAAAAUAAAAAGCCUAAAGACCACUGAUCUAUAUAAAUGACUCGAUAAAUAUUAUAGAUUAGUGCUAAAGGCCCUAAUAACUAGCGAUUGACAUUUAACACGUCAUGAACAAACAACAACUAUUAAAAAGCGAGUAGUCAACUUCCGCGUUCAUGUUAAAAUGUUUAUAAUAAAUGCCCGCAGAACAGGAACUAACGCUCGAAAGGGAACGUAGAGAACACAAAUAUGAUCGUUACCGAGAAACGAGCCCAGAACAUUUGAUUUUCAUUGGCAAUUACACAUUCACUUAUUAUCGCCCCCUGCUGUCUUAUUUGUGUAUAAUGUAGGCUACACAUUAAAGAGCAGCUGUUAAAC
Messenger RNA from Sinocyclocheilus grahami, 3112 nucleotides. It is a transcript of the gene spag6, whose product is annotated as sperm associated antigen 6. The coding region runs from base 545 to 2074 and encodes 509 amino acids. Gene Ontology annotation, cellular component: acrosomal vesicle; microtubule cytoskeleton; sperm principal piece. Gene Ontology annotation, molecular function: microtubule binding. Gene Ontology annotation, biological process: epithelial cilium movement involved in extracellular fluid movement; filopodium assembly; neuron projection extension. The transcript is spliced from 11 exons. Lineage: Eukaryota; Metazoa; Chordata; Actinopteri; Cypriniformes; Cyprinidae. The record is from RefSeq and is a predicted model, not a curated record.